Messenger RNA from Nematolebias whitei (Rio pearlfish), 863 nucleotides. Its product is annotated as gastrula zinc finger protein XlCGF8.2DB-like. Gene Ontology annotation, molecular function: RNA polymerase II transcription regulatory region sequence-specific DNA binding; DNA-binding transcription factor activity, RNA polymerase II-specific. Lineage: Eukaryota; Metazoa; Chordata; Actinopteri; Cyprinodontiformes; Rivulidae. The record is from RefSeq and is a predicted model, not a curated record. The transcript is spliced from 2 exons. Bases 45 to 863 code for a protein of 272 amino acids. Gene Ontology annotation, biological process: regulation of transcription by RNA polymerase II. Gene Ontology annotation, cellular component: nucleus.
UGUGUGAAAAAAGGUUUAGCGUAAAGGGCAAUUUAACCAGACACAUGAUGAUCCAUACAGGACAAAAGCUCUUAUGUGAUCUGUGUGAAAAAAGGUUUAUUGACAAGGCCAGUUUGAAAAAACACAUGAAAAUCCACACUGGACAGAAACCAUUUUAUUGUGAUCUAUGUGGCCGACAGUUUAAAAGAAGAGGCUGUUUAAAUAGACACAUGAUAAUCCACACAGGACAGAAGCCAUUUUGUUGUGAUCAGUGUAGUAAAAAGUUUACCCAAAAUGACAAUUUAAAAAAACAUAUGAUGAUCCACACAGGACAGAAGCCAUUUUCUUGUGAUCAGUGUAGUCAAAAGUUUACGCAAAAUUACAAUUUAAAACAACAUAUGAUAAUCCACACAGGACAGAAGCCAUUUUCUUGUGAUCUAUGUGAAAAAAGAUUUACUCAAAAUAGUCAUUUAAAAAAACACAUGGAAAUCCACACAGGACAAAAGGCAUUUUGUUGUGAUUUUUGUGACCAAACGUUUACUGAAAAGGCCAGUUUGAAAAAACACAUGAUAAUUCACACAGGACAGAAGCCCUUUUCUUGUGAUCAGUGUGAGAGAAGGUUUAUUCAAAAGGGCCAUUUAAACAGACACAUGAGAUAUCACAGGGGAGAGAAGCCAUUUUCUUGUGAUCUAGCAGAUUCACCUGCCCCUUCUGGAUACAAGGCUGAGGUUGAACUUUUUCUCAGAGGCGUAUCCGCCAAGAAUUGUAUGAUUGGUCAGAAGUUUUUGGGCAUGUUCGUCAAAUUGGAAAUGUUCUCAGACAUUCAAAUGUACGACUACAAAAUUAGUCAAAUGGUCAAAAACUAUUCAAUGGAGAUCGCAUAG